Molecule: messenger RNA, 255 nt
Organism: Macrosiphum euphorbiae (potato aphid)
Lineage: Eukaryota; Metazoa; Arthropoda; Insecta; Hemiptera; Aphididae
Source: the annotation of a GenBank genome assembly
AUGGUUGAAGACGGAAAUGGAGAAAGCGAAGUUGCAGCUUUAGGGUUGAUGACAAAUGAGGAGAAGGAAACAUUACGAUGGUUUUUUGAGACAUUCAAAAAAUUUAAUGGCAGAAGUGAAGAUACUAAAUUUUUUAUGACCGAUAAAGAUAUGACAGAGAGACAAGUAAUUAAAAGUAAAAGCAGUAAAAGAGAUUCAACUAAGUUCCAUUUCGACUGCCAUAAUCUAUAUUCAGCUUCUAUAAUGUCAUCAUAA